UUCUCACAUAAAAAUCCGGAAGUCGGGUGUAUGAUUGCAGAGAAUUGAUGACUUCUUGAGGAGAAAGGAGUUUACCUGGCUGGAGGACAGAUGAGGAAGAGAAAAGGCGAGAAACAUAGAAUUAAACAAGACACAAAGCAGAGAAGAAGAAGAAGACGAAGAAGAAAUGAAUAGAACAAGUGAAGAAAAAGUAAACGGCAGCAACGCCUGACGACUGACUUUGAGUUUAUUUUCUUUUCUUCUGCUGCGGCUGCAAAUCAAAGAGGAUCCUGAGUCAACCAGGUGCGCUCAUGCCACGCCCCUUCACGUUAACGCUUUGAACAGGAGGAUGGAUGGAAAUGGCUCAGCAGGAAAUCCCAAUGCUGCCACGUCUGUGUCACUUCCUGCCCACACUAAUGAGGAGACGGUUCAACUACCUGAUUGGAUCUCAGCUUCUAAGGAGGAUGACGGGCUGAACAGAGAGUUAGUCAGUUUGCUGCAGUCCCAGAAAGUCCAGAGUCCUGCAGAGACCCAACAGACUGCAGAGGAACCAGACCAGCUGGGUCUGACCAAACACAAUAACCACAAGGAUUCUCCAACAGAAGAACAGAAACCAGGGGAUUCUACAACCAAAUCAUAUCAGCUAAAAUCAAAUCAUCUUCCCACACAGGAUCAAAAACUGAGAGAUUCACCUCCAACAGAGAAACAGAAAAUCGAAGAUUGUUCUCACACAGAUCAAACAAAACCAGCUAAGCCAGAUCAAGAUAAUCCAGAUCCUCAUCCUGCAGAGCAACAAAAGCUGGAAGAUUCAUCUAUGACAGAUAAAAAGGGAAGAAAAGAUUCUCAACCAAAACCAGAUCAACUUUCUCCAACCAAACCAGAUUCUCUUCAUACAGAUCAAAAGAAACCAGGAGAUCCUCUGUCGACAAAACAUGAACAAAACCCAUGCACUGCUCAGGAGCACCAAACCCACGAAGAUCUUUGUUUUACAAACCAGAAAACCGAAGAGCCUGCUCCUCUUCCUCCCUUAAAGGAUUUAACUUCAACCUUUGAAGAACAGAACCAGAGGGAUCUCAAGCCCCACCUUUCUGAGUCUAAAGACCAGCAGCACCCCCAGGAUCCACCUUCAGAGAACCUCACUGUAAUCACACCUGAGAGGCAUCAAGCCCCUCCUCCUCCUCAUCUGAAUAGCCAGCAGGCUCAUCCUCCCGUUGCUGACCAGAAGAACUUGUCUUCAACACAGGUUCUGCCUGUCCACCCUACUGAAGCAUCAACCCUGGCUCUGCCGUUCCAGGAUGCACCCCUUCCCAUUGAGAAGUUUUGUGACCAGAUGCAGCCCUUCCCUCAAGUUUCUUCUUCAGGUGAACCCAAACUAUGUGGCUUCCUCCUGAAGCAGGGAGGCCCCCUGAAGGCCUGGAAGCUGCGCUGGUUCACCUACGAGGACAAGAAGAACCAGUUGUUUUAUUACCGCACGCCACAGGAUGUGACACCACUGGGACGGGUGGAGCUCUGCAGCGCCUCCUUCACCUACCCACUGAAGGCUGAGAAGGGCACCUUCCACAUCAAGACACCUGAACGCACCUUCAUACUGAAGGCUGUGUCCCAGGAGGUCAUGCUCUAUUGGCUGCAGCAGCUUCAGGUGAAACGUUGGCAACACAGACAGAUGUCUACCUGUACAACCCUGACAAAGUGCAACAACUCUCAAGAUGACUUCCUGCCGCUGUUGAAGAGCCCUCCAGGUCUGGUGGGGGAGGAAGCGGCCAAUUUACAGUUGCAGCGAACGCCGCUCGCCAAUGUGUCGAUCAAGCAUCCGCUCAUCGAGAUUCAAAACUCAGUCUACAGUCUUCGUAAGAGGUCGUCUCAGGAGUAUAGUCAGAGUGUGUUUCAUGUAGAAGCUCCACUGUGGAUUCCCUCAAACUCCGCAGACACCAACAACAUGACGGCACUCAGGACUCCCACUGAACCUCCGACCCCAUCCACUCCCAUCUUAUUGGCUGAGCCAUCAGGUCAGGUGUCUCCGGCGGAUGGCAGAGAGUCGCCUUCGCUGUUUGACAGCUGGAGCAGGAAGACAAAGAAUCGCAGCUCGCCCAGCAUGCCGGUCUUCCGCCGAGACACUUUGUCCUCGUCUUCAGAAAGGACGUCUCGCCUCCAGCAGGAGAAACAGAUGCUGAUGGAAGAGGUCAAAGCUCAGAAGGAGCUGGUGUGGAUCCUUCACAAAGCCUUGGAAGCUUCUCAACUGGAGAAGCGAACCUGUACAGAGUUUCUGGCGGCGACGGGCGAGCAAGAACGCCUGGAGCUGCUGCGGCACCGCGAGCGGCAGGCAGCUGACCUGCGAAGCCGAUUGGAGGAGAUGAAGAUGGAGGUGGAGGCCUUGAGGAGGAGUCUGGCUCAGAGAGAUGCACAGUUGGCUGAACUGCAGGAGGACGUUAGGAAAUUGGUGGAGAAGAACAGCGCCAAGCAGGCGGUCAUCAUAAAGCUGUCUGAUCAGAUGACUGCUUUUAUGUCCAAUCCAUCUGUCCUGUCCUCCAGCUGUGAUUUGGACUCUCAGACCCUCGGAGAGCUACAGCAGGAGAUCGGGAACCUCAAGGACGAUAUCGAGGCAUAUAAGACUCAGAACAAGUUUCUGAACUCCGAGAUCUACCAGCUGACCAAACUGUGGAGGAACAGCUCUGAGCAGGAGAAGAGUCUGAUGGUGAAGUGUGCCUACCUGGAGGCCACUAACUGUCAGGUGGAGAGCCGUUACCUGGGUGUCCUGAGGCAGCUGCACGACAUCAAAUCUUUGGAUCCUGUCCAGCGGAGGGCCGUCCAGAGGAUGAUUGCGGACGCUUUGAAAGGAGAGCUGAAGAGUGUCGUCAAGCUCAAUGUGGCCAGUGAUCACGAUGAAUACGGCUUUAAAAUCAUCCCAGACUAUGAGGUAGAGGACAUGAAGCUGCUGGCAAAGAUUCAGGCGCUGGAGAUUCGCUCACACAACCUGCUGCACCAGGAGGGUGUAGAGCACCCCCUGCUGAAUCGCUGGGCUCAGUAUCUUGCUGGCAGGUCAGAUGACAACUUUUCCUCACCGGAGCUCAAAAGCCUGCUGCGAAUCGGCAUCCCUCAGGAGUACCGACAGCGGGUGUGGCGCUGGAUGGUCCGAGCCAGAACCAGGACAAUCAGAGAGCAUCACCCACAGCGCUACCAGCAGCUGUGUGAGAAGAGUCGGACAUCUCCUCAUUCAGCCUCCAGACAGAUCGAGCUGGACCUCCACCGCACCCUGACAACCAAUCAGCACUUCUCCUCACCCUCUAGCCCCGCCCUUCAGCAGCUCCGCCGAAUCCUGUUGGCCUUCUCCUGGCAGAACCCUGCAGUUGGCUACUGCCAGGGACUCAACAGGCUUGCGGCCAUCUCUCUGCUGGUCCUUCAAAAUGAAGAAGAUGCCUUCUGGUGUCUGGUGGCCGUGGUGGAAACCAUCAUGCCUCAGGACUACUACACCAAAAACCUGGUGGCCUCUCAGGCGGACCAGCGAGUGCUGAAGGACUUCUUGGCAGAGAAGCUUCCCCGUCUGGCGGCUCACUUUGAGGAUCACAGCAUCGAUGUGUCUCUCAUUACCUUCAACUGGUUCCUGGUGGUUUUUGUGGAGAGCCUGCCCAGCGACAUCCUGCUGCCGCUGUGGGACGCCUUCCUGUACGAGGGCACCAAGGUGACCUUUAGGUACGCUCUGGCUCUCUUCAAAUACAAAGAGGACGACAUCCUGAAGAUCCACAACAGCGUGGAGAUCUACCAGUAUCUGCGUUUCUUCACCAAGACCAUCUCUGAUGGCAGGAAGCUGACCAACAUCGCCUUCAGUGACAUGAACCCUUUCCGCCGCCGCCUGCUGAGGAACCGGCGAGCUCUUCACCUGGAUCGCCUGCAGGGUGAGCUACGAGAGCUGGAGGAACAGCAGAAGGCCUUCGUCACAGAGAGCGCAGAACGUAAAGAUAAAGAGCUCGACACCAUGGUCAGCGAGGAUGACGAGGAACUCUGAUGACUGCAAAGAGUUUAUUUUCAGAAACUUUUUAGCUGCUGACACUCAACACAUGGUUGCUUCUUACCACAAAACUAAAGCUGUUGCACCAACUGAACUUCAGUUUAAUCCUAAACUCGAGUGUAAAGACAACACUAAACAGUUACUUUGACACUGAACUCAUCACACUAUAGUAUAACUAAGGCUACGUUUCUAUGUUCUUACGAAGGCCCUUUGGGUUCAACUGAUGAGAAACAAUGUUCACAUGUAAAUCUGUUCUUGGUUACUCAUUUUAAUUCAGAGCUAUUUAUUUUGACCAUUGUAACCAAAUAUUAUAACAUUCAUACUGAUUCCACUAUAAUAUGUCUGCAUAUUCCAGUCUGUCACAUAAUAAUAAUCACAUCCAGAAUUAGAAUGAGAAAAUAAAAAAUAAUAGCAAAAAUUAGGUCUUAUAACAAAUAGUAAUAUGCAGACAUGGGCAAGGUCUGUAUCACAGAUUUGUCAGCAGUUUUCUUAGCAGACCCCAGGGGCCACUGUGCAAAUAAGAAAAAAUUCAGAUGAGAAUUUGGACUUUGGAUUUCAGUUACAUUAGGUCACAUAUCUGUCUCUGUUGGUCAAAAACCUGAAUCCCUCUUUGUUUUCUGGGCUGCGGGAAAUCAGGGUCCACCCUCCUCCAGUCCAGAAAGAGGUGCUGAUGCACCUGAAACUGUGCAAAGGACUGGCAAAAGACCAGAAGAACAUCUUUAGCCAUUUGCUAUGCUAGCUAGCAAGUAUUCACAACAACAAUAUUACACUGAAAAUAAGCAGCGUAACUCAACACUAAACUAAAUCUUUAAACUGACUGUGAACUCACACACAAAACGCUGCAGGUAUGAAACUGUCUAAAACGUUUGUAAGCAUAAAUGUCUCACGGGUUUGAUACCUGAAGACACUGAACUGUGUCAGCCUGCGCGGACGAAAACAUUGAUAAUAAUGGAAAGAUAAACCUCUACUACUGCCAUCUAUAUAAAUAGUGUUGCAGUGUCAUGUAGUCUUCAUGCUUUACUUUUUGAUUGUGAUGUUAUGACUGUGGCUUGAUGUCGUUUUGUUUGUUACUUUUGGGGUAAAGUCAAAUGACUUGCUAGCUUAAAAGUGGCCUGUGUUUAACAGAAAGCCACAGAGGAGUCAGACUGAAGCAAAUUUUCACCCGGUGUUGUCAGUGCAAAUUUCACUUUUUGACUGUUUCUGCAGUCCAUAUUUAGCCAAUUUUAUUUGUGUUUAGUUCAGCAUCUAAAGCUAAAAAACACAGUUUUGUUGUGUUUUGUCUGCUUUUUAGCUCUAAGUUGUGGCAAACAUUGUCACAGUCUUGUCACAGAUUUAUUUUUAAAUACAGUCAUCUUCUGGUAUCAUAUAUGAAACCAAAAAUUUUCCAAAAAAAAUAAAUGGAACAGGCAAAAUAAUCUACAAACUGCUCUGUCCAGUUUUAACCACGCAGCAGGAAUCUGUUGUGCCCAUUUAGUGGACUGUGUUCUGCAGGGCCGUCAAGAUGGUUCUGACUUUGGGUUUACAACUAUUCCAAACCAAAUUAUUAAACAUUUUGACUUGACUAAUAUCUGUAUUAACUACAUUCAUACAAUUCUUAAAUGAGAUACAAUGAUUUUGUAAAAUAAUAUAUUAAUUUUUAUUAAUAUAUUAAUUAAUUAAUUAAUUAAUAUUUCACAACAAGAGAGAAGAAGAGAGAGAAAAAAUAAUAAUAAUAGAUCAGUUCACUGAAGAAUAGAACCAUAUUUUAUUUAGGGCUAAACCAUUACAGUUUUUCCACAGUUGUUUUUGAAUCCUCCUGUUCUUUUCUCAGAAUUCUAAACACAAAACUUUAUGCUCAAACUACAUUCACAAAACCUCUGAUUCUUUUUGCAAAAUCAUACCAUCACCUCAAAAUAGUUUUACAUGUGCUCAAAACUGAACAAUGUUGUCAGAUCUUGCACAAAUCGGACAAAAUAGAAAAAGUGCUGAGCAGUCAUUAGACACUACACCAAAAAAAAUGAAAACACAGUGGUCAAGGCAUUUUGUUUAUGGAGAAAUGUUUAUUGGUCACAAUAAAGUAUAACAUAUGCAUUUUGUAUCUCCAAAAAUAAAGACAAAAAAGAUUUCAAAGCU
Molecule: messenger RNA, 6094 nt
Organism: Scatophagus argus
Lineage: Eukaryota; Metazoa; Chordata; Actinopteri; Scatophagidae
Gene: tbc1d2
Product: TBC1 domain family, member 2
Exons: 17
Coding region: 329-3979 (1216 amino acids)
Biological process (GO): G protein-coupled receptor signaling pathway
Source: RefSeq, a predicted model, not a curated record